AUGGCGUCGCCUCUGUGGCGCCAGUCGUCACUGACGACGUACCUGCCGUCGACGGCGGCGGCGUUCGCGGGGUCAGGCGGAUUCCAAGCCGAGGCUGCAAGCAUGAUGAUGCGGCACGGCGCGUUCGCGGCAGCGGCGACGCUGUCGCGCUUCCCCGUGCCCAUGAUGACGUUCUUCGACUCCCUCGACUCGCGCUCCGACUCGGACUCUACAAACGUCGAAUCCAACUCCCAGGCGCCGGCGACCGGCGGGCCCGGUCACUACGUGCGGCCGGUACCGCCGCUGCUAGAGGUACCAGCGGAAUCGUUUAUUGACACGUCAGCAGACCUUGCUGGCUCCGGCGACUCGGAGUCGCUGCGGCAAAGCGAGGUGCGCUUCGACGCGUGGAUGGACCACGAUGCGGCUGCUGACGUGCCAACGCCGCGCUUGCCGCGUCGCCGUCAAGGUUACGCCGCCGCCGGAGUCCGCGGAACAGCGGCCAUGGCAGCGCAAACGGAGCGGCGCGGAGGCGAUGCCAGCGGGAUUGCCGCUACUAUUGGUUCCUCAGGCGCUAGCGUCGCGCUAACUGAUGCCUCAGCCGCUGUUUGCCACUCGCAGACGAGGAGUGCCGUCGGAUUGCCUUCCGGUUCCGGAAACGAGCUGCGAUUCGCUUCGGGAGACGGCGGAAUGGAAGGCGACGGGUCUUUGGGAGCUUCGGAACGAGCAGCCGCUGCGGCUGCCUCGAGUGCGCGACCCGGGUUUGUGCGGCAGCGCGCCACGUCAGCAUGCCUCGACCUGUCCUCGUCUAAUAUCACUGCUGGCAGCGGUGACGGCUCCGGCGGCGGCGACAGCGGCGAGGAGGAUUUUCGCGAGAGGUCGCGCGGCGGUCGCGGUGGAAGAGCGGGGAGCUCGCUGUUCGAGGAGUGGACGGAUCUGGGCGGCAGGCCGCCGUGGGUGGCAGGCGACAGCGGGAAUACGCCUGGCAGGGACGCAUCGACAAAGGCGACUGAGACUCGGCGGCCCAUCUUCCACCAGAAGACCCCGUCGGGCCGCAUCCUGCAGGAGCUGUUCGACCUGGAGAACGGCCCCCUGGACCUCGAGUUCCUAGUCAGUCUGCGCACGCCCAGCCGCCGCCACUACGACUCGCCCGCUCACUCCUCCUCCGCUCGCUCCUCGCCUUACGCCCGCUGCACCCCGACCGCCACACCCCCCCGGCCCCCCUCCUCUCUCGCUCCCUCUCCUCCAGCUCCUCCUGCUUCUACUGCCGCUGCUGCUUCAGACGGCCCCACUCUGUCAGAUGCUGCCUCCGCCUCCGCCCCACUCGGUUCAGCAGCUACUGAAUCCGCUAUUUUCAGCGCUGCUUCUUCAGAAUCUCUUGCCCCUCAAGAUUCUGCUCUUGCUUCCGCACGUCCAGCUGCUGCUGCUGCUGACGAUUGCAGUGUGGAUGACGAUGACGAGGCAGCAGCAGCAGCUGUGUCAGCAUGGGCGGCGGUAGAGCUGGUGGAUGGGUCGGUGUCGCCAGCUGCUUCUGUCUCACGAGGUUGGAUCGCCUCUGCUGCGCGCUCGCGCUUCAUCUCUCGCAUCGCUAGCAGCUUCAACUACUCCUCCCUGCAUGGCCGCCGCAGCCUCUUUGGCUUGCGUGCCAAGAGCAGCAGCGGCAACAAGGCAGGCCUGCACGAUGCUGCGUGGCGCAUGCUGGUGCUGCAGCAGCAGAAGAUCGCCACAAUGGAAGAGGAGAUUCUGCAGCUCAGGCAGCGCUGCCGCGUGGCUGGACUAGGCUCGGAUAAAAGCAGGAGCGGAGGGGAAGCGGUGGCUGCUGCCGGCUCAUCCGAGGUUGAUGGUUUUGUGUUGGAGGAUCAGGGUGGGGGAGGGGCGUCGGGAGCAGUCUAUGCCGGGCUUGGGCAGUAUUCGGUGAUAAGCGUGCACAGAGGGCUGAGAGAGGGAGCACACGCAAGGGGGGAGAAAACGUUUCGGAACCUUCCACAGCUGGAAAUGGGCAGUGAUGGGAGGGAUUGCUUGGGAGGCAAUGAUACUAUGAGUGUGCGCAUUCCCUCGACCGGCUCCUCCCAUUCCACAUUGAGUUGGACGAGCCAUGCUGGCCGCGUGGAUUCAUCAGCGGAUAACCUUUUCUCGCCUCGGUUUUCCCCACGGCCUGCUGUUGCGGCCAUGGGUGCUGCUGCUGCGGCUGCUGCUGCUGCUGUUGGGAAGGGUCUGGUGUCGAGUCCUUCUGCAGGCGGCAUGCGGCAUGGUUUCAGGGCUUUUUAG
Closterium sp. Naga37s-1 is the source of this 2244-nucleotide messenger RNA. Lineage: Eukaryota; Viridiplantae; Streptophyta; Zygnematophyceae; Desmidiales; Closteriaceae. The record is from the annotation of a GenBank genome assembly.